This is a messenger RNA of Numida meleagris (helmeted guineafowl), 3737 nucleotides long. It is a transcript of the gene ARL13B, whose product is annotated as ADP ribosylation factor like GTPase 13B. Bases 394 to 1602 code for a protein of 402 amino acids. Gene Ontology annotation, cellular component: ciliary membrane; motile cilium; non-motile cilium. The transcript has 12 exons. Gene Ontology annotation, biological process: receptor localization to non-motile cilium; non-motile cilium assembly. Lineage: Eukaryota; Metazoa; Chordata; Aves; Galliformes; Numididae. The record is from RefSeq and is a predicted model, not a curated record. Gene Ontology annotation, molecular function: GTPase activity; GTP binding.
CCCGCCCGUUGGCGGUAACCAGGGGUUACUGGCCUGGUCACGCGUCCCUACCGAUGGGGGCUUGCACCAAUGGGCUGCCUGGCGUCGGCGGGCCGCGGGGCACGUGACCCCGGCGCGGCGGGGUGGAUUGCGACCACCCCCGCAGCUGAGUGCCGUCCCGUCCGGGCCGCCUAGGCCGCGUCGUCGCGCCUCAACCGCUGGUAAGCGCGGAGCCUUUGAGACCAAGCUGGGACCUGUAUCGGUCGGUGUUUGUCCGCAGCGGCAGUCUGGGCGUGAGUGAGGAGUGACGCAUCAAUACCUGGGCCUCUGCUGUCUCCCAGUCUUCCUGAGUUGUUCUGACCUGUCCACACUGUUUCUGUAGCUUUCAAGGCUCUGGAUGGCUAGUGAAGAGAGAUGUUCAAUCUAAUGGCCAAUUGUUGCACCUGGUUAAAACGGUGGCAGGAACCUGUCAGGAAGGUGACAUUAAUAAUGGUGGGUCUUGAUAAUGCUGGUAAAACUGCUACAGUCCGAGGAAUUCAAGGAGAGUCUCCUGAGGACGUAGCUCCAACGGUUGGGUUUUCCAAGAUUGACCUUAAACAGGGGCGCUUUGAAGUCACCAUCUUUGAUUUAGGAGGUGGAAAACGAAUUCGGAACAUAUGGAGAAAUUACUAUGCUGAGUCUUAUGGUGUAAUAUUUGUUGUGGAUUCUAGUGACAUUGAAAGAAUGGAAGAAACAAAGGAAGCCAUGACUGAAGUUUUAAACAGCCCUAAGAUAUCAGGGAAACCCGUGCUAGUGCUAGCAAAUAAGCAGGACAGAGAAGGAGCUCUGUCAGAAGCAGAUGUAAUUGAGACCUUAUCUCUGGAAAAGCUUGUCAAUGAGCACAAAUGUCUAUGUCAAAUUGAACCUUGCUCAGCUGUCAUGGGCUAUGGGAAAAAAAUCGAUAAAUCAAUUAAAAAGGGUUUAUAUUGGCUUCUACAUAUCAUAGCAAAAGAUUUUGAUGCCUUAAAUGAGCGUAUCCAAAGAGAUACUAGUGAACAAAAAGCAUAUGAGGAACAAAAAAAACGAGAACGAGCUGAGCGAGUGAGAAGGAUACGAGAAGAAAGGGAAAGAGAAGAAGGAAGAAGUGUACAUGAUGAUGAGGACCCUGAGCCUGGGAAAUCUGAAAACCCUUUCCAGCCUAUAGCUGCAGUAAUCUCUGAGAAUGAAAAACAAAUUGAGAAGGAAAAGAAGCGGCAAAAGUUGGAGACUGAGAAGGCUACUGUUGUCUCAAAAUCUCAGACAGAACAGGAACAAAUGGAUGAGCAGCAACUAUCAACUAACAGUAGCCAAAAAGCAAAUGAUAGCAGACUGGAAACAUGCAAUUCUACAACUGCACAACAUUUGCAGCGCGAAGAAAAUGAGCAGCAAACCUCAGAAAGCCUUGACUCAGAUAACGGUAAGAAGAAAAACAAAAAAACAAAAUUGAAAAGAGGCCACAGAGUAGAACCCAUUAACGGAGAUGAUGCAGUUCCCUCAAAUCCUACAUCACCACCAUCUCUUCCACCAGUUGGCUGGGGAACUCCUAAACUUAGUAGACUUCGAAAACUGGAGCCUCUUGGUGAAACACAUCAUACUGGAAUGUAGAGAAAAGAAGGCAAGAAAGAAAAUCCAGAUGAAGAGAUUUCUAUGGAAAACCUCUGCCCCCAUUGACGAUACGCCAAAGACCAAACAGUGAUACUCGCGAUGUCAUUGCUUAACUGGAUCACAGAUAACAAUGAAAAAACAUGGUCAAGAAAUUGUAUUAUAAAUGGGUUUUGUCCACAAAGGAAAAUUUAAAAAAUGACAGUCUAUGAGCGAAGUAAAAAUUUGGUGACAGUUAAACACAGAGUUCAUUCUAUUGUACUUUGUCAUUUACUUUUCACAUCACCAGCGCUUCUUCAGGGUGAAGAAAGCAUGGAAGCAAGAAAGAUCUGUGUGUCCAUGGAAGCUCCUUUGAACAUAGUACGGAAUACGCGUUGGGUUUACUUCUGAAAAUGCAUAGCUAUAAACCCGAAGAAAAAUACCUUCAAGAUGAUAUAUUAUUGGAUUGUAUGUUCUCACCAAAACCUUUCACCAGGUGCUGUGCAGUGGUUGAUAUUUUUGCAGCUAAUAAAUGGUUCUAAUGCAUUUUUUCAUGUAUGUUAGGGUGAAUAUAGGCAGGUUACGCAACAAAUACCGAGUAUAUUUUUCUAACUUUUUAUAAAACUAUUUGAAAAUAUGUGUGGAUUUUCCUACCUACUACCAAUAAAAUGAUACCCAGAAAGCAUAAGAAAGCUGAUACUCAAAUACAUGCAAGUAGGAUGUGUUUGACUCUUAACGUUUUUCCUACAGUAGCAAUACCUCUUAUUAGGGAUUACGUUACCUUCAUUUCUUAUUUCUGGCAAUCUGAAGGGAGGUAGGUAGAAAGGGAAGUUUAAUAUAAAUACAUUUUUUACAAAAUUAUGCUAUUUGAAUCGCCUGAAAGUUUUCUUAUGCAUUAUUGCUUUAGUUUUGUUAACUGAGUCGGGUGUAGGUAAUAAGUUCAGUUUGAAAAAUAGAGCUGAAUAAUUGUAUUGUCUAUUACAACAUACAAUAAAAUUGCACAAUGUGAAAGUUUGCACUAAUUCAGUCAUCAGUUCUGAUGGAAAACUGAAUCCAAUAUGCAUUUAAGCUCCAGCACUUUUUAAUCUCAUUAAUAGUAAAAUGCCAUCUUGGAACAAAAGAAACCCUGGAAUUUUAAGGAGUUAUAUAAUGUUCCUGUGUAGUGUUUUAAUUUUUCAUUUAAAAAAAUCAAAUACAAGGGAUAUGUAAAACAGGUUAGAAAUGGUUAUGUUCCAUGGUUACUGACAUGCCCUAUAUGCUGUCGUUCCUCUUACUUUGGAGACAACCAUUGGCAUAUUGUGUAAAAGUAUAUAGCUGUGCCACUUGGUUACAACAAGGAUGGAACCCCCAUUCAGAUUCUUUUUGAAGAAGUGCCCUUUGCUGAUUUUCCAUUCUGCUCUCAAUCUUCCAUAAUGUGCUGUUAUCUAAUGAUUUUAGAAGUUAAAUGAAUGCAAUGUAUUCAGCACUUUGACAUUAGAAAUCUUUGCCACAUACCCACAAUGUCAAUAAGUUACACAAAUAAAUAUACCAUAUUGAAAUGACACAAUUAAUUAAUAUUUAUUAGUAUGUUUGAGUGGAAAAAAAAAAGGAUCAGUCUCAAGAAUAUUAAAGUUUAGAAUGGGUAGAGAAGAAUAUUCCAGGCUUGCAAAUUUAGCAUAAGGGUGAAACAGUUUGUAAGUAACUGUCAGCAUGAGAAUACACUAUUAGAAUACAAGAAAAGUAAUAUGGUUCAGUUUGAUGAUUUUGGGGACUUAGUCAUUUUCACUUUAAACAAACGUUAUUCAGUGGAGAAAGGAUUGCAUAUAUGUUUACAGGUGCGAUCCCAAUCUUAACCAUUUUUGACUCUGUUACCACUUAAUUAUUUUGGCUUGAAGGGUCCAUUCUUGCAGGCUUACCUUUUUUUUGUUUCUUUAAAGUUUCAGUUCUGUAAAUGUAUUACCCUUUUAUAUUAACACUAAUAAAAAUAAUUUAAUUGAAGUCUUUAUUAAAAAAAUAAAGCUAAAUACUGCUGUGGAAACAAAAUUUGAGAAACUGAAAGGUAAGAUGUUGUUACUUAUGUGUGAAACGUGUGUGAAGUGUGCUAUGUGUGUGGACACGUGUAUCAGUUUUGUUUCUGCUUUUAAAAUAAUCUGUACCAAUAAACGACCAAAGUACUACAA